This is a messenger RNA of Ambispora leptoticha, 1413 nucleotides long. The record is from the annotation of a GenBank genome assembly. Lineage: Eukaryota; Fungi; Glomeromycota; Glomeromycetes; Archaeosporales; Ambisporaceae.
AUGGACAAUGCUGAUAAUGAGGAAAAAUUUGAUGAGUGCUUAGCAAGUGUUAGGGAAAGACUUAAUGCACUUCCUUUGCCUGUUCAAUUUCCUAUUGGGGUUGGUAAAGAUUUAAAGGGGGUUGUUGAUGUUAUAGAGCAAAAAGCCUACUAUUUUCAAGCAGGCGACAAAGAUGAAAAUUAUCAGAUUAAAGAAAUUCCACAAAGUUUAUUAGAAAAAACAAAAAAUUACCGACAAUAUUUAAUAGAAAAAAUUGUUGAAUUUGAUGAAAAUUUAGCAAUGAAAUACUUAGAAGUUCAAGAUUUGCAAGUUGAAGAGAUAAGAAAAUUAUUACGUCAGGCAACUCUAAGUGGUAGUUUUUUUCCUUUAUUUUGUGGCUCUGCCUAUCGGAACGUAGGAGUAAAAAUGGUUUUAGAUGGAGUAGUUGAUUAUUUACCUUCUCCUUUAGAAGUGAGUGAAAUACCAGUCUUUUCUCCGCAAAGUAAGAAACAAGAAGGGAUAAUUAAUUGUGGUAGUCCGGAAGAAAUCAAGGAGGUAGGAGCGGGAGAUAUUGCGGCGGCAGUUGGGCUUGAAAACACGGUUACUGGUGACACUCUUUGUGGAGAAGAUAAAAUUUUGCUGCUAGAAGCAAUUGAUUUUCCUGAGACAGUAAUUUCCCAAGCUAUCGAACCAAAAACUAAUGAAGACAAAGAUAAAUUGCGAAAUGGAUUAGAAAAAUUAAAAGUUCAAGAUCCUAAGAUCCUAGUGGAGAAGUUGAGGAGCGAAUACGAAGUAAAUAUUGAGACUAAACAGCAAAAAGUUGCUUAUCGCGAGACUAUUACUAAAGAAUUAAAAGAUGUAGAGGCGUGGUAUAAGAAAAAGACGGGAGGAAGUGGACAUGAUGCUAGGAUCGGAAUUAGUUUUAAGCCAAAUAAAGGUGGUGGAUUUAAAUUUGUGGAUGCCAAAAAGGGUCAAGAGAUGUCCGAUAAGGAUGCUGAAGAGGUAAAAGAAGGGUUGGAAGAAGCGAUGUCAUCUGGAUUGUUGCUCGGUUAUCCUUUGCCUGGUGACUUUAAGCAAGCUGCUAUCUUGGCUUUUAGGGGAGAUGGAGUAGAGGAAAAAGCCAAGCGGGCUAAGGAAUUAGGAGUAGUUUUAUUGGAGCCAAUCAUGCAAGUUGAAGUAAGUACGCCCAAUGAUUACUAUGGUAAUGUUUUAGGAGAUCUAAAUCGGCGUAGGGGAGAAGUUGAGAAAGAAGAAGAAAUUGGCCAAACUAAGGAAUUACAUGCCAAAGUUCCUUUAGCUGAGAUGUUUGGUUAUUCUACACAGUUGCGUUCUCUUACUCAAGGCCGUGCUAGUUAUUCGAUGCAUUUUUCUCAUUAUCAGGAACUUCCUGCAAGCGUGUUUCAAAAGAUAAUGAAAGAAGAGAAAUUAAAUUAG